Xiphophorus couchianus (Monterrey platyfish) is the source of this 4701-nucleotide messenger RNA. RefSeq names its product integrin, alpha V (gene itgav). Gene Ontology annotation, cellular component: integrin complex; external side of plasma membrane. Gene Ontology annotation, biological process: cell adhesion mediated by integrin; angiogenesis; integrin-mediated signaling pathway. Lineage: Eukaryota; Metazoa; Chordata; Actinopteri; Cyprinodontiformes; Poeciliidae. Bases 443 to 3574 code for a protein of 1043 amino acids. The transcript is spliced from 32 exons. The record is from RefSeq and is a predicted model, not a curated record. Gene Ontology annotation, molecular function: integrin binding.
AUUUGUCUGACUUUAGCUUGUUGGAACAAGCUUCUCUGACACUUCCACACAUUCCUCGUACUCAGACGGUCUUGGCCUCAGUUCGGGGGUCGGUUAAGGCACCCAGUUUCUUUUAUCAGCCAAAAAAACAAGCCGACGAACCUCCGAAGGCGAACCGAGCCGGACUCCCUGUGACCCGCACACCUCGCUCCGUUCGCUGCGUGCGGCUCGGAGGCUUCAGCUGGAAGCAGGGGACCUGGUUCAUGUAACGCGUUACAAGACUUGUUCCUCCAGCAGCUCCGGUCGGGAAGACCGAGAGAUUUUCAGCCUCCUGAAAGCGACGCUGUUUGGUGGCGCAACGCCACAGGGGGAGUCUCGGUAACCAACAGGGGUGGACCGGGGUAGCGUCCUAUCUGGGUCGGUGUUUUCCUGGGUGAAGCCGCGGGGAUCUCCAGCAGCGGCCAUGGCCGGGGGACGGACAGCUGUCGGGCUGCUCGUCCUGGUGUGUGUGAGCGUCCACCGCCAGGUUGCCUCCUUCAACCUGGACGUGGAUAAACCCUUCGUCUACACGGGACCCGAGGGAAGCUACUUCGGCUUCUCGGUGGACUUCUUUAAAUCCGCAACCAACCAAAACUCCGACGUCCUCAUCGGAGCGCCCCGAGACAACACAUCGUCCAGCAGCACCGUGGUGGAGAGGGGAGCUGUGUACAGUUGUCCCUGGAAGAACUCCGCCAGCUGCCGGCAGCUGCUGUUCGACGACACAGAUAACCGAUUUAAAGAUGGCAAUCAGAUCGAGUUUAAGUCCAAGCAGUGGUUUGGUGCCUCAGUGCGAUCUGACGGAGAACACAUCCUGGCCUGCGCUCCCCUCUACCAGUGGUCCACCUUCGGCUUCAGCGAGAGGGAGCCUGUGGGAACGUGUUACCUGAAGAAAGGAGACACAGUGGUGGAAUACUCACCCUGCAGAUCCAGUUCCCACACUCCAGAAGGACAGGGUUUCUGCCAGGCUGGCUUCAGUGCAGACUUUGUUAAGAAAAGUAACAGAGUUGUGGUGGGAGGACCAGGCAGCUUCUACUGGCAAGGCCAGUUGAUUUCAGACAACGUCGACGAGAUUUUAAAACGCUUCAACAACGACUACAUCGCGCCGUACGGAACCACACUUUCCACCAAACCAGCCGGUGCCCAGUAUGACGACAGCUACCUCGGAUACUCUGUGACGGUCGGGGAUUUCAACGAGGAUGGGAAGGAAGAUUAUGUGACUGGAGUGCCGAGGGGGGACAAGGCACUGGGUUAUGUGAACAUCUUCAAUGGAGCCAACAUGGAGUCCAUGAUCAACUUCACCGGCUCGCAGUUGGCUGCCUACUUUGGAUAUUCAGUAGCUGCCUCUGAUGUUAACAGCGAUGGGUUUGUGGACGUGUUGAUUGGAGCUCCCCUCUUCAUGGACCGAGGCUCGGACGGGAAACUGAGGGAGGUGGGACAGGUGUCCGUUUACCUGAGCCGAGGCGGCUUCUCCUUUCAGCCGCCGCAGCUGCUGACUGGAGCGGAGGUUUACGCCAGAUACGGCUCGGCCAUCGCAGCGCUGGGGGACCUGGACAGGGACGGGUACAAAGACGUGGCCAUCUCUGCUCCCUACGGAGGCCCGAACCACAACGGCCUGGUCUACAUCCACAACGGCCACGCCUCGGGGAUCGACUCCACAGCCUCUCAGGUCCUGCAGGGUAAAUGGGCGUCCAGCUACAUGCCUGCUAGCUUUGGCUAUUCCAUGACAGGAAGUACAGACAUAGACCAGAACGGAUACCCAGAUUUGGUAGUUGGAGCAUUUGGAGCGGACAAAGCUGUUUUAUACAGAGCUCGUCCAGUGAUCAGUGUGAACGCUACAUUAGACAUAAGCCCCCAGAUCAUCAACCCAGAGGAGAAGAACUGCACCAUUCCUCAAACCAACACGAAGGUGUCAUGUUUUAAGGUGAAGUACUGUCUGGCAGCCGGCGGGUUUGGAGCUCCAUCCUCUCUGAGUUUUCGUGUGGACCUCACGCUGGAUCGCCUGAAGCAGAAGGAGGCGACCAAACGCGCCCUCUUCCUCCACAGUGCAACCUAUCAGUACUCUAAGAACAUGACGGUGAACAGCAACAGACGGCUGGCCUGCGAGGAGCAGGAAGUCUACUUAAGGGACGACCGCGAGUUUCGGGAUAAGAUCACUCCCAUCUCCGUGGCGAUGGAGUACAGUCUGGACUACAAGCUGGCUGCAGAUCAGACCGGACUGCUGCCCAUCGUCAACAUCUGGGCACCAACUAACGUCACCAAGCAGGCUCACAUUCUGCUGGAUUGCGGCGAAGACAACAUCUGCAAACCCGACCUCAAGCUGUCGGUGAAGAGCGACCGGCAGAAGAUCUACAUCGGCGACGACAACGCCCUCACCCUGAUGGUCACGGCUGAGAACAAGGGCGAGGGCGCCUACGAGGCCGAGCUGCACGUCUACCCGCCUCAGCAGGCCGACUUCACCGGGGUGGUCCGCAGUCAGACUCUGUCCAGGCUCUCCUGUGCUUACAAGAAGGAGAACGAGACCAAGAUGGUGGUGUGCGACCUGGGAAACCCCAUGAAGAAAGACACUACGAUCCUGGCGGAGUUGGGGUUCAGCGUACACCAGCUGUCGGAGGAGGACACCUCCAUCAAAUUCGACCUCCAGAUCGUCAGCUCUAACCAGUUUCAAAACACGAGUCCUCGAGUGUCCAGCGUCACGCAACUGGACAUCCUGGCUAAAGCCUCCAUCAGAGGGUCGUCGUCUCCCUCUCAGGUGCUGCUGCCCAUCGCCAACUGGAAGCCCAAAAACCCCCCGGUGCUGGGAGACGACAUCGGGCCGCAGAUUCUUCACGUUUACGAGCUGCUGAACAACGGGCCCAGUACGUUCAGCAAGGCGUCGCUGGAGGUGGAAUGGCCCUAUCACUUCAGGAACGGCUCUCUGCUCUACAUCACCAGCUUUGAGACCGAGGGACCCAUCAACUGCACCACGGACGUGGAGAUCAACCCACUCAACGUCUCUAACCCAGUGCCGACCCAGAAGAACACCAGCGACAUCAGAGAGAGAGAGAUGGAGGGAGGAAACCCAAGACGUGUGAGGAAGAGAGACCUGGAGGCCAAAGAGACGCAAAACGACUUGCAGAUACUGGACUGCAACACGGCCGAGUGUCUGAAGCUGAGGUGUCAGGUCGGUCGUCUGGAGAGGACCAAGAACGCCAUCCUGUUCAUCUACUCCAGACUGGACGUCAACAACUUCCUCAGGACUGAGAAUCAGAAUCGCUCCUACGUGGUUCGAUCGACGGCCUCGUUUGAGGUCAUCGAGAUGCCGUAUAAGAACCUGCAGACUGAGCUACCGGCAAACUCCACCACUGUCAGCGUGUCGGUGACGUGGGUGGCUGACACGGCCCCGCCGGUGCCGGGCUGGGUGGUCGCUCUGGCGGUACUCGCAGGACUGCUGCUGCUGGCUUUGCUCAUCUUCAUUAUGUACAAGCUGGGUUUCUUUAAGAGAGUGCGCCCCCCGCAGGUGGACUGCACCGAGAAGGAGCAGCUGCAGCCGGAGGAGAACGGGAACACUGACGCUUAGAGGCUACGAUUUUAAUACGGAGAGAGAGAGAGAGAGAGAAAGUUAAGGAGAGAAGAAAUCAGGGUAAACCAGCCUCAGAGAGAAUCACUGUAAAGACUGUUUGGGGGAGGGACAGGUAACUGUAUUUGUUUGGCUUUUUUUUUAUGUCUUUUUUUUUUUUUUAAUCAUGUUGCAUUCGUGCCAAAACAGAAGCUGGAAAACACUGGUCGCUGAUAAAAAAACAAAACCCUCAACGCUUCAAACCCGCUCGUUUUUAAAAGUUUAAGGAUCUUUUGGUCUCUUUGUGCGCCUUCACGUCCGCCGACACCGGAGCACUUUUACCUAACGACUCCCAUAAACCCGGCGUGGAACUGCGCUGCGGUGCGGCUCGCGCUCCAUCUCUGCGGUUCUCUGACAUUUAAAGCGACACGUACGAAGCCAGGCAGCCAGGUGUUGAGCUUUCUGUCAGGUUUUGGCCUUUCAACAGAUUUGCACAUUUCCUCUUUUCUUUUCUGUUUUUUUUUUUUUGUUUGUUUUUGCCUAGUCGCCACAUCGAACAGGCAACGAGCUGAUUGGUCUUGUCGGCCUUGAAGUCCAGAACUGCUGAUGCAUAAAGAAACGUGCAGCAGUUGAUGGAGGAAGUGCAACAGUAGAGCCAGUAUUAUUAACUGUAAGUACUGGAGUCACCUGAUUGAAUUAGGACCAACAGCAGCAAUAAAACAACAAUACGGAUUGAGAAAACUUUAGAUUCUUGAAUAUUUUUGGAUAAAGAUGAACUAUUUGCUCUGAGAGGAGACGAUCAGAGUGUCGCAGUAAUAUAUAUAUUUUUCUUCUUUGUUUUCUCUCCUGCUUUCUGUGGGUGUUUGGUAACAGACUGAAACUUUAGUAUGUUGAGUUCUGCUUUGGGAGUGUUUGGAGGGUUUUCUUGUGCGUUUAAAUGCAUUUUGUACAAAACAUUAAUGGUGAUUUACAAUAGUGGGUCCAGCUCUAUUUAACACAAUCAAGAAACUGUUUUCUUUGACCUUUGAUCACUUGGUUAAACCCCGGACCUGCGGAAUACGGUUUACAAUACAUCCUGACCCCUGGAGGCCAAUAUGUGUUACUACACUAGAAGUAUUUUCUUUUUUCAGCCUUUGUGUAGCUAAAAA